AUGCAGCACUACGGGGUGAAUGGCUACUCCCUACAUGCGAUGAACUCACUCAGCGCCAUGUACAACCUGCACCAGCAGGCAGCCCAGCAGGCCCAGCAUGCCCCUGACUACAGGCCAUCGGUGCAUGCACUUACACUGGCUGAGCGCCUAGCCGGCUGUACAUUUCAAGACAUCAUCUUGGAGGCCCGUUAUGGUUCCCAGCACCGCAAACAACGUCGUAGUCGCACGGCAUUCACAGCCCAGCAGCUUGAGGCCCUGGAGAAGACCUUCCAGAAGACGCAUUACCCAGAUGUGGUGAUGCGCGAGAGGCUGGCCAUGUGUACCAAUCUGCCCGAGGCCCGCGUGCAGGUCUGGUUCAAGAACCGCAGGGCCAAGUUCCGGAAGAAACAGCGCAGCCUGCAGAAAGAACAACUCCAGAAACAGAAGGAGGCCGAGGGCUCCCACGGAGAAGGCAAGAUGGAGGCCCCAGCCUCAGACAGCCAGCUAGAGGCAGAACAGCCUCCCAGUCUGCCCACUGGUGAUCCCCCUGCUGAGCUUCAGCUGAGUCUGUCGGAGCAAUCGGCCAGUGAGUCAGCCCCUGAAGAUCAGCCAGACCGUGAGGAGGACUCUCGCGCUGGGGCCGAGGAGGCCAAAGCUGAGAAGAGCCCUGGAUCUGAGAGCAAGGUGCAGGGCUGCAAGAGGGGCAGCCCCAAGGCAGAUUCCCCAGGCAACCUGCCCAUGACUCCUGCAGCACCAGGGGGAGGCCUCCUGGGCCCUUCCCAUUCCUACUCCUCGUCCCCGCUCAGCCUCUUCCGUCUCCAGGAGCAGUUUCGCCAGCACAUGGCAGCCACCAACAACCUGGUGCACUACUCGUCUUUUGAAGUGGGAGGCUCGGCACCUGCUGCGGCUGCAGCUGCGGCUGCUGCGGUGCCCUACCUAGGUGUCAACAUGGCCCCACUGAGCUCACUGCACUGCCAGUCCUACUACCAAUCCCUGUCGGCAGCUGCUGCUGCCCACCAGGGUGUCUGGGGGUCCCCAUUGCUGCCGGCGCCCCCUACAGGCCUGGCACCUGCCUCAGCUGCCCUGAACAGUAAAACCACAAGCAUUGAAAACCUUCGCCUCCGGGCCAAGCAGCACGCGGCCUCCCUGGGACUGGAUACACUCCCCAAUUGA
Arvicola amphibius (Eurasian water vole) is the source of this 1152-nucleotide messenger RNA. It is a transcript of the gene Dmbx1, whose product is annotated as diencephalon/mesencephalon homeobox 1. The record is from RefSeq and is a predicted model, not a curated record. NCBI's taxonomy places the organism in Eukaryota, Metazoa, Chordata, Mammalia, Rodentia, Cricetidae. Bases 1 to 1152 code for a protein of 383 amino acids. Gene Ontology annotation, biological process: regulation of transcription by RNA polymerase II. Gene Ontology annotation, molecular function: DNA-binding transcription factor activity, RNA polymerase II-specific; RNA polymerase II transcription regulatory region sequence-specific DNA binding. The transcript has 4 exons.